Messenger RNA from Pezoporus flaviventris, 5670 nucleotides. RefSeq names its product nuclear mitotic apparatus protein 1 (gene NUMA1). Lineage: Eukaryota; Metazoa; Chordata; Aves; Psittaciformes; Psittacidae. Gene Ontology annotation, biological process: establishment of mitotic spindle orientation. The coding region runs from base 112 to 5637 and encodes 1841 amino acids. Gene Ontology annotation, cellular component: centrosome; spindle pole; spindle microtubule. Gene Ontology annotation, molecular function: microtubule binding. The record is from RefSeq and is a predicted model, not a curated record. The transcript is spliced from 26 exons.
GUGAACCACGUGACACGUCUCGCAGCCAAUGAGGAGGUGGCAGGGGUGGGCACUGCUGUUUGAACCGGGCGGCGGCGGCGCCGGUCGGGGCAGUGACCUGCGAGCCUGAGGAUGCCUCUGCACGGCGCGAGGGCCGCGGCUCUGCUCGCUUGGGUGAACAGCACAAAUGUGUGCUCCGAGCCCCUCCAGGAGCUGUCCCAGCUCCGGGACUGCAGCGUCUUCAUCCGGAUCAUCAACAGAAUGCUCCGGAGCGAGGACGCGGAAUCGGCGCUGGAGCAGGCGCUGCCGCAGAGGAUCAGCUUCAUCUGCGCCUUCCUGCACAAGCACUGCAAGCACAAAUCGGCCCCGGAGAGCCUGAUCCCGGCGCAGCAGCUGCUGGAGGGAGAGGAGCUGGCCUUGGCCAAGGUGGCCGUGCUGCUCCUGUACCAUGCGUCCAUGAGCUGCAGGAGCCCUGCGGACUGGAGCGAGUUCGACUACGAGACCCAGGUGGAGCUGGCAGCGAUCCUCAGGUUCGUGCUGGACAACGAGGAGAGCCUGAGUGAGAACCUGGAGCUGUUCCUGCAGAGGAAGGCCCCGCCGUCCUUAUCCGGCAGCAGCUCCGAGGAGCAUUCCCCGCUGCCGCCCUUCCCACAGGUGCGUUUCCUGGAGCUGCAGAAGAUUGCUUCAUCCUCCUCCUCCUCCUCCAGCACCAACAGUGUCCUGCCCGGGGCCCCCUCCUCGCCCAUGGGGGACAUCAUGCAGACCCCCCAGUUCCAGCUGCGGCGCCUCAAGAAGCAGUUGGCUGCGGAGCGGGAAAACCGGGAUGAGCUGGAGGUGGAGCUGGCAGAGAACCGGAAACUCAUCACGGAGAAGGAGGCUCAGAUCAGCCUCAUGCAGCAGCGGAUCGACCGCCUGGCCCUGCUCAAUGAGAAGCACGCUGCUGACCAGCUGGAGCCCAAGGAGAUGGAGGAGCUGAGGGAGAAGAACGAGAGCCUCAUGGCGCGCUUGCACGAGGCGCUGAGGCAGUGCCAGGACCUGAAGACUGAGAAGGGGCAGAUGGACCGGAAGAUCAGCCAGCUCUCCGAGGAGAACGGGGACCUCUCCUUCAAGCUCCGGGAGAUCGGCAGCCACUUGGUGCAGCUGCAGGAGGCCCUGAACGAGCUCUCGGAGGAGCACAACGCGGCGCUGGCCCAGGCCCAGGAGAAGCAGGGGCAGCUGGAGACGGAGCUGCGAGGAGCCCUGCAGGACAAGAAAUGCUCCGAGGAGAAGAUUGAGAUCCUGCAAGGGAAGAUCUCUCUGCUGGAGGAUCAAGUGGCCCAGCUGGGAGAGUGCAGCAGCCAGAAGGGAGAGGUGCUGGGGGACGUCCUGAAGCUGGAGGAGCUGAAGCAGGAGGUGUCCGCUCUCACCAGGGAAGGUGCCGAGCUGCAGGCCACGGUGCUGCGGCUGGAGGAGGAGAAGCAGCAGCAGGAAGCAGCCCUGCAGUCGCAGCGGGGCCUCUUCGAGCAGGAGAAGCAGCAGCUUGGCAGCCUGGUGAGCAGCCUGCAGGAUUCCCUCGCCGAGGGCCAGCGGCGCCGGGAGGAGCUGGAGCGGGAGCUGCGGGAGCGGGAGGCCGCCGGCGCCCGGCACGAGCAGAGCCUGCAGCAGCUGCAGGAGGCCAACGCUUCCCUGAGCAGCCAGCUGCAGGCGCGGGAUUCCGAGCAGGCCGCCUGGGAUGGGGAGAGGGCAGAGCUGAGCCGCAGGAUCCGGGAGCUGGAGGGGAGGAUGGUCGAGCUGGGCCCCCAGCAGGCCCAGCUGCAGGAGCUGGAGGCGCGGCUCAAGGAGAGCCAGCAGCGGCUGGCCGAGAGGGAGCGGCUGGCGCGGGAGAACAGCCGCCUGCAGGAGCAGCUCCUCUUCCUGGAGGAAUCCCUGCGCAACACCGAGGGCAUCCUGGAGGAUGAGAAGAGGAGGGCGGCCGAGAGCCUGGAGGGCAGCCUGGCCCGCAUCGCCGAGCUGGAGGCCGAGAGGCAGCGCCUGCAGCCGGAGCCCGCAGAGCCGCCCCCCGCGGCCCGACGGGAGGACGAGGAGCGGGAGCUGCGGGCCCGGCAGGAGGAGGUGGCGGCGCUGCAGGCGCAGCACCGGGAGCGCGUGGCCGCCCUCGAGGCCGAGCUGGCGAGCGCCCGCACGUGGGCCCAGGAGAAGGAGGGCGAGGAGCAGCGGCUGAGGGCCGAGCUGCGCUGCCUGCAGGAGCGGGCGGAGCAGGAGCUGUCCCGGGAGCGGCUGCGCCGCGAGGAGCUGGAAGGCGCCGCGGCCGAGCUGCGGCGGGCGGCGGCGGGCGGGCGGCAGCGGGAGCAGGAGGCGGAGGCCGAGGCGCAGCGGCUGCGCGGGGAGGGCUCGGUGCUGCGCGCCCGGCUCGAGGAGGCGCUGCGGGAGCUGGGCAGCCGCGACGAGGAGGCCGCGCGCCUGCGGCAGGAGCUGGAGCGCGGCCGGGCCGAGAGCGGGGCCGAGCGCGCCCGCAAGGCCGAGCUGGAGGCGCAGCUGCAGAACAGCCUCAACGAGCAGCGCGUGGAGCGCGCCCGGCACCGCGACGAGCUGGCGCGGGCGCGGGAGCGGCUGCAGGAGCAGCAGGGGCUGCUGGAGGAGCUGCGCCGGGACAAGGCCGCGCAGGCGGAGGAGCUGCGGGAGCUGCGGGACACGGUCAGCAGGCUCCAAGGGGAGCUGCAGGAGGCCGCCCGCAGCCGCGCUGUGGAUGGGGACAGCGCUGCGGGCGCCAAAGGCUCGGAGCGGGAGCUGCGCGCGCAGGUGGAGGAGCUGGAGCGGCGCUGCCGGGAGCUGCAGGAGAGCGCGGCCGCAGCACGUGCGGAGCUCGAGGCCUCGCGCAGGGAAGGGGCUCGGCACCGGGAGCAGGCGUCGGAGCUGCAGGAGCUGCUGGAAGCCGCGAGGGCGGCGCAGGCGCUGCAGGAGGGGAGCGCGGAGGCGCUGCGCAAGGAGCUGCAGGAGAAGGGCCGGGAGCUGCUGCAGAGCCGCGGCACCGUGGCGGCGCACGAGAAGGAGCUGGCGGCUCUGCGCGCCGCGGAGGAGGGCUGGAAGGAGCAGCUCGCGCAGUGCGUGCAGGAGCUGGAGAGGAAGAGCGGCCUCGUCGGGAGCCUGGAGCACGAGGCGUCCGUCCUGCGCCGGCAGGCGGGCGAGAAGGAAGGGGAGAGCAAGGAGCUGAAGCGCCUGGCGCUGGCCGAGUCGGAGAAGAGCAAGAAGCUGGAGGAGCGGCUGCGGGUGCUGCAGGCCGAGAUGGCCACGGCGGCCUCGCGCGCGGCCGAGCGCUGCUCGCUCAUGAAGGUGGAGGUGCAGCGCUGCCAGGAGGAGAUGGACAAGCAGCGUGCGGCCCUCGAGGCGCUCAGGAGGGAGCGGCAGAGCCUGGGCGAGCGCGAGGAGGAGCUGCGCCAGGAGCUGCAGGGCUGCCGGGACGAGCGCAUGCAGCAGGAGCAGCUCGUGGCCGCGCUGCAGCAGGAGCUGGGCGCCGCGCAGGGCCUGGCCGCGGAGCUGCCGCCGCUCAAGCUCCUGUGCCAGCAGCUGCAGGCGGAGCGCGGCGCCCUGGAGAGCCAGCACCGGCAGGAGCUGGAGCAGCGCGGCCAGGCCCUGGGCACGCUGCAGGCAGAGCUGGCGGCGCUGCGGGAGCGGGCGGCCGAGCAGGACCGCGCCGUGCAGCGGCUGCAGGCGGAGCUGGGGCAGGCGCAGGAGCGGCACGGGCGGGAGCUGGAGCGGCUGCGGGCCGCGUCCGAGGAGCUGGUGGCCGGGAGCCGGCGGGAGGCGCAGGAGGCGGCGCGGAAGCUGGAGGCCGUGGGCAAGGAGCAGGAGAGCAGCAGAGCGGCGGCGCUGGAGGAGAGGAGGAAGCUGCUGGAGGACAGGCAGAGGCUGGCGGCGCAGGUGGAGCAGCUGGAGGCGGUUCGGAAGGAUCAAGCCAAGCAGGUGGAGGAGCUCAGUAAGAAGCUGACUCAGCACGAGAAGACCGCGCGGAGCCACCAGCAGAGAGUGAAGGUGCUGGAGGGGGAGCUGCAGGCAGAGGCCACGCGGCAGCAGGAGAGGGUGGCAGAGCUGCAGGAGCAGCUCGCGCAGAAGGAGCAGGCAGCCGAGCACUACAAAGGCCAAAUGGAGAAGGCAAAAACUCACUACGAUGCGAAGAAGCAGCAGAACCAGGACCUGGCGGAGAAGCUGAAGGCCAUGGAGCAGCUCCAGAAGGAGAACAGGGAGCUCCGGGCCGAGGCGGAGCGCUUGGCCAAGGAGCUGCAGCAGAGCGUGCUGCAGGCCAAGGAGUCGGAGCUCAGCUGCAGGAACCUCACCAGCCAGGUCCACAGCCUGGAGGCUCAGGUGGAAUUUGCCAACCAGCAGCUCCGGGAGCUCGGCAAGAUCCAGGUGUCCAAGGCCCCGCUGAAGGGCCAGGAGCUGAUCCACCAGAACCCCGCCGACAUCAGCACCGACAGCCUGGACCUCAGCCUCGAGGAAGCUGGGUCCCUCCACACCCGCAGGGAGGCCGCGCGCUCCCGCUCCGAGGACUCGGUGCUGGCUGCGGGCGCGGAGGAGUCACCGGCGGCGCGGCGGCUCCCGCGCAAGGUGGAGUCCCUGGAGAGCCUUUACUUCACCCCCCUGCCGAGCCGCACGCGGGCCCAGCGCAGCUCCAGCGCCGGCUCCUGCGGGGACCUCUCGCUCGACUCCGGCUGCCAGACCCGCUCCGCGCGGCGCCGCACCACCAUCAGCAUCACCAUGACCAAAAAACAAGCCAAGCCCGAGGAACCGGACGGCUCCGACGUCUCCUUCUGCAGCCUCCCCGGGGCUCAGCCCAGCGCCGCCCCGGCCCGGAGCCGCCUGCGCUCGGGCUCCUCGCGCUCCCUCGCCAGUUUCCCGUCCCAGGAGUCCCUGCUCCCGCCGGACGCCUCCUCCCCGCGGGACCCCCCUGCCCACGCCGCGCUCCUGGGGCUCCCCGGGUACCGCCCGGUCACGCGCAGCUCCCUGCGCCGCAUGCAGGGGGGCAGCAGCUCCAGCCUCGGCCGCAGCAGCCUCUACCUUGGCACGUGCCAGGAUGAGCCCGAGCAGCUGGAAGACUGGAACCGCAUCGCGGAGCUGCAGCAGCGCAACCGCGCCUGCCCGCCCCACCUCAAGACCUGCUACCCCCUGGAGAGCAGGUCCUCCAACUCGCUGGCGACCAUCACGGACGAGGAGAUGAAGACGGGGGACCCGCGGGAGACGCUGCGCCGCGCCAGCAUGCAGCCCCCACAGGGCCCCCCCGCCCCGCGCAGCAGCCUCAGCGCGGCCUGGCCCGGCAUCACCACCCGCCAGCAGCGCAAGAGGGCCUCCGAUGAGUCCCACCAGGGCCCAGACACCCCCGAGUCCAAGAAGCCCACCACGUGCUUCCCAAGGGCCCAGACCCCGCAGCGCCGCAGCGCCCAGCUCCGCCGCAGCACCCAGCCACCAGCGCCCCCCAAGCCGGCCGAGAGGCGCCAGUCCCUGGCCUUCAGCAUCCUCAACACCCCCAAGAAGCUGGGGAGCAGCCUCCUGCGCCGCGCCGCCGCCCGCAAAGCCACCCCCAAGGGCUCCCCCCGCGCCGGCGCCCGCCGCUCGCCCCGCAUCGCCACCGCCAAGUCCCCCAAGGGCAAGACCAGUCGCCAACAGCUCAAGGACACCAAAUUCUGAGCUUUGUCCCUGUGCCCCCCCCAGCCCGAGGCU